Molecule: messenger RNA, 6671 nt
Organism: Mobula hypostoma (lesser devil ray)
Lineage: Eukaryota; Metazoa; Chordata; Chondrichthyes; Myliobatiformes; Myliobatidae
Gene: c1ql1l2
Product: C1q-related factor
Exons: 2
Coding region: 129-752 (207 amino acids)
Molecular function (GO): protein binding
Source: RefSeq, a predicted model, not a curated record
CUUUCUCUCUCCGCCCCAGCGCCAACUAAACCAGCAAGAUUUCGCCCGCCAGGAGACCGGGCGAGAGAUCCCAGCCCGACUUCCACCUCGGCCGUAAGUCGCUGGUGGCGGCGGCAGUCGGGGUGGCGAUGGUGUUGAUCCUGGUCAUUGUCAUCCCGGUGCUGGUCAGCUGGCUGGGUACGGCUGCCCACUACCAGAUGCUGGGCACCUGCCGCAUGGUGUGCGAGCCCUACCUGGGCAGUAGCCCAAGCAUCAGCCCCGGUCUCGAAGCGCUGAGCGAGCAACAGCACCUGGCGCCUCCCUCUACCCUGCUCCAGGGAGCUCCGGGUAAACCGGGACGUCCCGGCAAACCAGGGGCGCCGGGGCCGCCAGGAGAGCCGGGACCCCCGGGCCCGAGGGGGCCAGCGGGGGAGAAGGGGGAGGCGGGAAAGCCGGGACUACCCGGUGUCCCCGGGGCCGGUCCGGAUGCUAUCAGCGCCGCCACCUACAGCACCGUGCCCCGGGUGGCGUUCUAUGCCGGCCUGAAAAACCCGCACGAGGGAUACGAGAUCCUCAAGUUCGACGAUGUGGUGACCAACCUGGGCAAUCACUACGACGGCUCCAGUGGCAAGUUCACCUGCUCCAUCCCCGGCACCUACUUCUUCACCUACCACGUCCUAAUGCGAGGCGGCGACGGCACCAGCAUGUGGGCAGAUCUCUGCAAGAACGGACAGGUCGUCCCUGGGAAUCGAGAUAUCCUGUUCCCACUCUGAUUCUGUGGGUUGUAAGGAGGAAGUGUGGUGUGAAGUCGGAGCGCCCUGCAUCACUUCCACUGGGUUCGCUGUCUUCCCGGACGCCCCCACCCCAUGGUCACCAGCCACAGAUCCCCACACGUCACCGAAGCUGUAACAAAUUACUUAAGGAGACUUUGAGACGAACCUGAAUUAUUUUCUCUGUCCUCUGAAGUGUAAAUCGAACCUCAGUGUUGGGCUGGGAGUGGAAACUGGUUCACCAGUGAUUUAGGGGGAGUUUGUGUGAACAGUUGGUUCAUUUAGAACUUGACCUGUUUGUAAUCCACGUUUACUGUCAAUUUAUCCAUUUUCUCAAGCGGAGGAUGAAUCAUGCUGCCAUCCAGACUACAAGCUUGGUGCUGGUUUGGGGUUAAUUUUCGAACACUCUUUCAUCAGUCGUCAAAGCUUGCAAUGGUGCGCCUGGGGUGCUGGUAGAUUUCAUUCUCCCUAUGUAUCCUUGCCCGAGCUGUUGAGUUCUCGAGAUUUUCCAGGUCCUUUAUUGUCAGCCAGCAGCGUUGUGAAAUGAGGGCAGGUUGAUACAAGGUGUCCGUUUGGCAAAUGUUGGGUGCAAGGCCAGUCUCUUGCCUGCUUCAGCUGACGAGUUCACAAUCAGUUGGAGCUCGGGCUCCGAACGUGAGGCAAACGCAAAUGUGAAUUGUGUGCUAUACUGAGUGGCCGAGUUUGGACUGGCCGGCGCUUUGUAGCACACGUGAAGGAGGUUUACAUCAGAUCCAAUAUAGCAGGAGGUUGUUGGGUGUGAGCUGCAAUAUUGAAGCAGGAAUGGCUAUGGAAAUGUGUGCAGCGACGAACCAGCCUUGCUCGAGUCCAUUCGAGUCCAUUUAACCAAUUUCCCCCGGGAUCAAUAAAGUAUGACUAUGACUAUGACUAUGCAUUUGAACAAACACACACUGUAGUGCAGGUAUGGUCAGAGUCUGUCCUGCUGGAACGGGUUGAUAUAACAGCUCCCGUCCAGUUAUCCUUUCCAUAUGAUCCAACCCGCCUCUAAUAUUAUGCGUUAUACAUUCCGACAGCAGAAGCAAUGGCUGGCCAACAGAAACGAGCAGGAAAGAAAGGGGAUAUUAAAAGGGCAUAUUCAAAACCCGGACUCCAGCAACGACCAUGGAUUUAAUAUGUGUGUUGCUUGAAAUUCCAGCAUCUGCAGAUUUCCUCGUGUUUGCGAGGAAAGAAAGGGGCCUCGGUAUCAUUUGCAGCAGCUAGGAUCCGGAGGGCAACAGAAGCAACUGGAAGCGGGAGGCAGGAAGACUGGGCCGAGACUAACAUGAAAACUGGUGCUGAAUACCUUUCCUUUUUGCUGCAGCUCCGCUGAAUGGUUUUUUUUUUAAGUGCAUAUUCUGCGAAUCUGAAACUACAACAGAAAAUGCGGAAAACAUUCAGCUACACGAGGAAAUCUGCAGAUGCUGGAAAUUCAAGCAACACACAUAAAAGUUGCUGGUGAACGCAGCAGGCCAGGCAGCACCUCUAGGAAGAGGUACAGUCGACGUUUCGGGCCGAGACCCUUCGUCAGUCCUGCUGCGUUCCGCCAGCAUUUUGAGUGUGUUGCUUGAAACAUCCAGCAAGGUCAGUCCGCAACUGUGGCAAGACCAAUAGUUAAUGUUUCAGGUCAAUCGGCAUUUUCUAUUUAUGCUGCUUGGUUUAAACGAUUUAUUUUCCUUUUUUGUUCGCAGAAAUCCAUGUGCCAGUGAACGACUCCUCUCCUGACUAAUUACCCGGGGGGGGGGGGGCUGAGCUUUCUGACACUGUUGCCGACCUGGCGUUCUGCAUGCAGCCGUUGUCCCUUAAAUUGUGCGGCCAGAGUCUUUUUUAACUGGCCAGGGCCUGUACCAUGUGGGAAUUACAGGAUUUUUACAGAGAACAUUUCCUUGGGAAUGUUCCAAAAGUUAUUGUAGUGCUUGCAGAUUCUGGCGACGCCACGCCUUCACACCGCAGAUUAGCCCUGCACAAAUGAGGCAUUCUCACACAUUUUUGGGUAAUUCGCAGAUUAGACCAUUUCUUUCGUUCGGGACAAAGUACCUCACUUUAGUUCAAUUCGGGGCCCGUGGCUCUGUGUAUCAAAGAUUAGUCCAUGUUGAAAGUUCCUUCAGUUCCUCUUACGGGAGAGCAGCUUGUUUCAUUAUAUCAUGUAUGUGGGCAUUGGGCAAAACCAUCAUUUAUUACUGAAGUACAGGGAUCGAUGAGCUGCCUCUGGAAGCAGAGUCCUGCUGAAGGCACUCACAGGAGCUAGUAGUUAAGGGUUAUGAGUAUUCAUUACGUGUAAAUACAGUUUGCACCAAUUAGGCUGCUUUGUCACACGUGUUGGAUUUUGCAAAAGUUAGUUCAGUUCAUGGCGCAUUAAUUCCAAACUUCACAUUCACUUCCGAUUCCCACAAAUUAACCAGCUUCUGCCCGCUACAAAUCAGGGAUCUCUCCAGGUUCUCCGAGAAGAGUUCACCCCUCAGGCCCCCUGCAGUCCGCUAAGGGCUGACCCAGUUCUUCCACACGUGUGAUCUAUCUUCUUCAGUUUCUCCAAAUUAGUUCAGUGCAUCACAAGUUAAUUAUUUCUCUUUCAUCUUGCUUUCUUCCACACGCGUUAGUCCAGCUUCUUGCAGCUUAUUCCAUUUCUUGAUACUUUGAUCCAGCUCAUCCACACACAUAAAUUGGGGACCUGCAACAUUUGUCAACUUCAUACAUUAGCUGAUCUUCUCCCUAUUCCAUUCGGAUUCUCUGUCUUGUCCUGAUCCAGUUUAUUGCACAUCAUUUCCCCUGCUCUCCUCCUUCAACAGCCUUCCCCCCCCCCCCCGCAAGUCCACCUCCUCAAAAUUAUUAGUCGUGUUCCUCAAACAUUCGUACAUGUCUUCCCCUGUUAGUCACAGUACAUGUCCUCAUACAUUGUAUUGCCUCACAGUUAGCUCCUCACACUGUUGGGAAGCUAAGUUUGAAGCAGAGACAUCAUUAGCUAAGCAAAGUAAUAUCACUGAAGACUAUAACACUAGAGUGGAACAAAGCUACAGAAGUAGAUGAUCUCCAUCCUAGGCCUUGAAAGGAAUUGGGUGAAGACAUCACUGAUCUGGAAAUAUCAUCAUGCAAAGUUUGAUGCAUGAACCUUUGCUUAGCAGUGAGGAAUUUCAUGAACUACUCCUCUACUUCAGCAAGUUGCAAAAGAGAAAUCAUAGCCGAUGUUGGGAAGUUACCUCCAUUGAUUAGGGUUGGACAUGGAUGUUGCACCCUAGGUGUCUAUGCAAGCCAGGGCAGUACAGUGGAGAGAAGCUGUUGCCCAUGGAGCAGGCCUCCCCCUCGCCACACAGCCAAAUGAAUGGCAGAGACCGAUACAGCUUGGCACCAGCAGUGUCGCAGGAGUUGCCCGUCAGCAUUGCUCUUAACAAAGGACUGUCUUAGUGACUCCAGCUCCAGAAUUUUCCUUGUGGUUUACUCCCAAAGCUUUCCCCAUGAGUGGGUGUAGCCACAAGGCAGCAGAGGUUUGAAAUAAGAGUUUUUCUUCUCCUAGAUGAGCUGCCAACCAUGGCUGACAAGCCACAUAGUCAUAGUCGUACUUUAUUGAUCCCGGGGGAAAUUGGUUUUCGUUACAGUUGCACCAUCAAUAAUAAAUAGUAAUAAAACCAUAAAUAAUUAAAUAGUAAUUUGUAAAUUAUGCCAGGAAGUAAGUCCAGGACCAGCCUAUUGGCUCAGGGUGUCUGACCCUCCAAGGGAGGAGUUGUAAAGUUUGAUGGCCACAGGCAGGAAUGACUUCCUAUGACGCUCUGUGCUGCAUCUCGGUGGAAUCUGCCCCAAGUGACUGGUUUUAAGGUGCCAUUAACCCACUUUUGAGCCUUCACCUGUCAGUAGAAAUGGUUCCACUGGACUUAGCAACUAAGCCACAUGUGAAGGCCAGGAGCUGGACUUGGCUGUCAGAGGCUAUUUGAUAUGCAUGCCAUUGGAAACAUUUAAUAUAUAAUGGGAGCUUAUCCACACUACUCACCCACUCCUCACCCCUCCUCGGUUAUGAGAACCAUAAGGAACCAGGGAAGUUCCCAAAACCCAUGAUUAAGCACAGAGAGUCUGAACAUCUUGACAUUUUCAGAUGAUGGAUUGGAAAGAUCCAGGGUACAGAUGGUAAAGAGCAGGUCGUACAUCACAAGCCAGACUGAGUUAUUUGCAGAGGUGUUGGAUAUUGGGGAAGGUAACACUUAUGGAUAUUAAUCAUAUGAACUUUGGAAAAAAUUACUUCCAACUAUUUGCUAAAAUUAAAGCCCAUGAUAUUGAAGGCAAGUUAUUGAUGGCUAGGAAAUGGGAAUUGAAAGAAACUGAGAGAAACGUUUAGUUAUUUUCUAAUUGGUGGGAUGUGAGUAAUGUUUUUCAGCACAUCAACUUGGCCUUCUCUGAUCAUUCCAUGAUUGUCCCAUUCAGUUUGUGCAUUCAUUAGGUGCAAGCUACCCAAUGCAUUCAAUGUCAUGAGGAGUUAACAGUGGUCCACCAUGUUUAAUGUAGCCAAAGACAGUUUACUGCAGCUGCAUCAGCCUGCAGAUACUUUUUGAGAAUAUCUUUAGUGAACUGAGCUCUCACACAGCGGCCCUCACUGGGAUAUCACGGAGAAUUGAUCCUUGAAUGCUUGAGGAAGAACUGGACUUUACAGAGAGUGUUCCACUCCUCCCUUCAACCACCCUCCCCCCACCCCCAUCUUCCUGCAACUUGUCCUGGUCUGCACACAGGUCUGGAUUUGUAGCAAAUAUUCCUUCAGCACCUGCCACAGCACCCCCCCCCACCCCACAACAGCAGGAAAUGCCAAACAUAACAAUCGCUAGUGAAGAUUCACCAGUGACCAGCUGGAAGUUGUGGACAAUCCUCUGAAGAGCAUUGCCUGGGAUCCCUUGCUGUCGGUUAACGCGGUGUGAGGUUUAGAGAGAGCAUUAGCUAGAGUGAAGAGCUAGUAACUCUGGUGUCAGGUCAUACCAACUGACAUCAUGAUCUGCCUUCUCCGCACACCUUGUUUCCCUGGUCCAUUUAGUGGGGAUAUUUAUGUUGAAGCUCUCUCUUUAAAACAAGCUCUGGGGUAUUGAGAUUAUGAUGGAAAUAACAUUUUUAAAAUAAAUUACUAUAGUAAAAUUUCCUGUUUAAAAAGGUGUCUGAUGGUGGAACAAGGGGCUUUUAAAUUUAGACCCUAAGUCCUGCCUGCACUGUCUGGGUACGGUUCUCUAUAUGUGUUAGCUAAAGUAGCACAUGCACUGUUGAACUAUGAACAUAAUUGUACUGGGGUAAUGUAAUACAGACAUGUUAUCAGUCUCAGUGACGUAAUCAGCUUUAGUGCAGACUGCAUUCUCAACCUGCUUAAAGCUAUCCCGGCAUUGACGGGGUAGAUCAUGGAAUGUGAGGCCAAGAGCCAGAAUAGGGAAGAGGACAAACAGACAAGUGGUCACUGCCACAGCUACAACCAACUGAAAGGCUAGCAUAGCCUUUCUAGGCAUAGGACCAUUCGGGAAGCUUAUUAAACACUGGCCAAGACCCAUAGUGAUGUGCAAUAAACAUUCACAAGCUGAAAACGAGUUUAAUGGAUAAUGUAAUUGCCAUACAGGAGUGUUUUUUCAAUGGCCUUGUCCAUUGAGUAUCUAUGUAUCCAAUACCUACAGUAUCCGUCUGGUAUCUAUUUUCCCAGUAUCCUGUAUGUAUCUUUCCAAUACCUGGUCUCUUCAUAACUAUGUAAUCAAUAACUAUUUUCUACACUAAUCCCGGAGUUUGGUCUCUUCAACUAUGGAAACCUUUGGUAAUUGGGUCAGCUGUAAUGACCUCUAUUGUGACAUGUGAUCUCCAGUACAAGCAAAUUACACUGACAUGCUGUUAAGUGAAUUUUAAAUGGUUCCAAGUGGUUUUAUCAUUAAAGGAUGUUAUUUAUAGUCUUAUGUGUGUGUCAGU